AUGUUUGGUAAAAUUUCUCCCUCAAUCUCUCCCAGAGAUAGGCCUGUGCAAUACUUUUCUCAAAGACAAAGCCCUCUUCCAAUGAAUCCAGCUCCUUUAAUCUAAAAUAGAAAGCAUAAAUUCGAGUAAAUCGCACCAUAAAAUAUGAAAAAUUAGCAAAGACACUUGUAUUUCCAAGGAAUUUCACCUAAUAUUCCAAGAAAUGAUUCUUCUUCAACAAAAAUAACUGAGAAUAGCAAUUCAAGAUUAAUAGAUCAAAAGAGAAGAUAAGCUGAAGUAGGGAAAUUAAAACCAGAUAUUAAGGCUUUCAAAGAUAAGCUUGAUGAUGAUUUAUAAAAGCUAUAGUAAUUUAUAGACUAGGCAGAAGAAGCACAAAAUCUUAGAAGAAUGAGCAACAGUAUUGGGAGAAGAAAGAGUACAUUGAGUCCACACUCAUUCUAAUAGCAAUAACACUUCUUCACCUAAACCUCUUAAGCGGAGCUAAUUAAUAAGAAUAAAAGCAAUCAAAAGAUCAAUGAGGAUAGAGUAAUGUAACUGGGAGCAAGAUAGAACAUGAUAGAAAAAAUUCAGCAUGAAGAUUAAUCCCUCAAAUCUCAGUAGUCAUCUUAUCAAAGUGUAAACUUCACAAACAACAAGAAUUUAAAUGAAUUAAAGUCUAUACAAUUGAGCCCCAACAAUCAACAGUCCUAAAAUAUCUAAACUUUGAUAAGCAGUGAUAAUGAUCCACUCAGAAUUUAAAUGGAGAAUAUACAAAGACUAAGCCUGGGGGGUAUUUCAGAUAAGGAAGAAGAGAAAAGAAUAUUGUAAAUGUUGACUCUCCAUAAUUGCAAGAUUAAUGAGAGAUACUAGAAUAACGAUAAGCCACCUUCUGUUAUUUCUUAAGAUAUAUUCCUAAGUCCCUCAAGUACUAACUAGGUUUCAGUUAAAAGAUUAUCAAACAAUCAAAACUAGUUGAAGUCUAAUAACUAGCAGAAAUAUAUCAUCAUGAAUCCAGAGGAAAGUAGUUAUGCAAAUAAUUAAAUUCCCUUCCUCCAAAACAUUUCAAGAGAAAACAAUAGACCGAGUCUUGAUCAUAAGUACAAUACUAUUGGAGGAAAAACAGAUAGUAGGUACCAAAAUAAUCCUUAAGCAUAGUACUGGCUAGACAAUUUAUCGCCUUAAAAAGAUGAUAAUGACGAAUAUUUUAAGCAACUUAGAGACUUAGAACUUUAACUGGAGGACAUUAAUACCAUUAAUUAGAAAAUCAUCCAAGAGAAUAAAAAGCUUCAAUCAAAGAAUAAACACAUAUCAAAGAAAUUAGUUGAUGUGAAAUGUAGAUUAAAGCAAAGUGAAAACACGCAGAAAUCUUAGGAUCAAUAUAUUGCAUCAUAAGCUUAAAAAAUUCAAUAUCUUGAAGAUGAUAGAUAACGAAUCUAUAGCAACAUUUAGGUUUAAGAAGAACAAAUAAAGAAUCUUAAAGGCUUACUGAGCACUAGUCAGUAAUAAAAGUUUAAAUAUGAAAAUAUAUUCAAAAAAUUGAUAGAUAAUGACCAAUGCAGAGAAAUCGUGCUUAGCAUGCUCAAGAUUUGA
Messenger RNA from Stylonychia lemnae, 1569 nucleotides. The record is from the annotation of a GenBank genome assembly. Lineage: Eukaryota; Ciliophora; Spirotrichea; Sporadotrichida; Oxytrichidae.